AUGAAUUUUAACUUAUUACCUAACGAAAUCUUACUUACUUUCUUCGAUUAUCUGGAUGGUGAUGAUCUUCUUCAUGCAUUUGAUGGUCUCAAUGCUCGUAUCAAUGCUCUUCUCUACAAACAAUAUCGACGUUAUUACUUCGAUUUCUCCGUACUAUCCAAACGUAGUUUUGAUUUAAUAUGUCAACAAUACAUUCCAUUAAUUGCUGAUCACAUUCUUGCUCUUCAUCUUUCUGACUCUGAAUCGACUCCAGGACAAAUUAGUCUAUUUUUUUCUUAUAUACCAUCGUUGAGACAAUUCACUCAUUUACGUUCGCUUUCAUUUACUUACCUUCGUUCAAAAGACAUUCUACUUAAUGUCGCCAUUGAAUUGCCUUAUCUUGUUCAACUUACGCAUUUAAAGUUCAAUACUUGUUCCAUUCCAGACUAUGAUGAAACGGAUUUCGAACUGUUGAUGAAUAAUAUUUGGAACUUGCCAAAUUUAAUUCAUUUUUAUCUCUAUAUUCAUAAGGAAAGAGAACAAUUGUUUAUUAUACCGUCAAAGAUCUCGCCAUCACUCAAAUAUUUAUCUAUCAAUACCGAGAAAUUAAAUUGGAAUUUAAUCAAUCGAUUGUUUCAACAUACACCUAAUCUCAAAUAUCUUCGCGCACAUAUUGAUUGUUCGAAAAAUGGUGACGGUUACAUAGGAUCAUCUUUUUCAACAUUGACUAGUUUAAACAUUUUUAUUGCUGGAAGUCACUCAUCAAAAAUCAUCCCAUUUUUGCAAGAUACACGAAAUUUACAUCAUCUGAACAUUAGAAUAGCAGGUCCCAAUUUCAUUGAUGGUUAUCAAUGGGAAGAUCUCAUACGUAACUAUUUACCAAAACUGAAAACAUUUCACUUUUCAAUGACAGAUUUACAUUUUAUUCGAUUGAUGACAAAGGCAGAAAUUGAUGAAUUGAUGAAUUCAUUUCGAAGUUCAUUUUGGAUUGAUGAACAUCAAUGGUUUGUUCGAUGUAUAGGUGAUAGAUACUAUAUUCGUUUUGAAGCUGUCUCGAAGGCAUUUCGUUAUGCUGCUGACACGCUUCCUAGUGUGUUCAAAUCAACAGAUUCACAAGACAAUAUUGAAAGACUUUAUACUCCUAUGAGUAGUAUCUCGGAUGAGACACUUUUCGAUCGACCAAUUUCAUCGAAGAUUUGUUUUCCAAAACUUAAUUCUCUUUCAGUAAAAUGUCCUAUCAAUGAUCAAUACUGGUCGAUGGUUUCAAAUUUACAGCAAGUCUCAUCGCUUUCAUUACAUUUGUCUACUGAUCUUUCACAAUCUGAAUUGCAAGCUUUACUCAAUCGAAUGCCUCAUCUUCGUUUAUUGACUAUUCAUCAAGAUGCAUCAUUACCUUUGCCAAUGUCAUUAUUUGAUUGUACAUUUCCAUCAUCAAUUCAUUAUUUGGAUUUAGAGUACUGUAAACAUUAUUUCAAUGAAGAAGAUUGUAUUAUAUUAACUCAUUCUUCAUUGACUAGUCAGAUUAAGCAGCUUGACAUUCUAGUGAAGAAUCGUGAAAGUAUUACUAUUCUUGUGAAGAACAUGCCCAAUCUUUCUACAUUAUGUGCUCGUUUUACGGAUGAAAUAAUCUUUGAAUCUAGGCCUUCAAGAAUACGUAAUAACGUGGAUGAUGAAAUUAUCCUAUGCAAAGAUGAAGAUAUUCAAUGGUUGGUCACCCAUUUACCAUCAACUUGUGCAAUAAGUAGACAUCCAUUUUGUGUUAAUCAUCUUCGAAUAUGGAUUAAAUAA
Adineta steineri is the source of this 1767-nucleotide messenger RNA. The record is from the annotation of a GenBank genome assembly. Lineage: Eukaryota; Metazoa; Rotifera; Eurotatoria; Adinetida; Adinetidae.